Messenger RNA from Pteronotus mesoamericanus, 4670 nucleotides. It is a transcript of the gene TP53INP2, whose product is annotated as tumor protein p53 inducible nuclear protein 2. Gene Ontology annotation, biological process: positive regulation of DNA-templated transcription; autophagosome assembly. Lineage: Eukaryota; Metazoa; Chordata; Mammalia; Chiroptera; Mormoopidae. Gene Ontology annotation, cellular component: nucleus; autophagosome. Bases 363 to 1031 code for a protein of 222 amino acids. The transcript has 5 exons. The record is from RefSeq and is a predicted model, not a curated record.
CGAGCCCAGCGGCGGCGGCUGCACACACUCAAAGCCCCGCGGGGGAGAGCAGCAAGCCACGAGCGUCCGACGCGUAGCUCCGCCGCCUCCUCGACCAGCCCCCGGGAUGCGGCCUGGCCCGUGAUCAGCCGCCGACCCCUCGCCGUUCCGCGGCACCACUACCUCAGCGAUACCGGCCCGCUGCACCGCCGGGGUCCCCGGGAGUUCUUUGGAGAUUGGGUCCCGUUUUGUGGCCCUGACCCUCGCUCUGUACCUUGGAGACCCAGAGCCUAAUGAAAUUGCUGUUUCUCAGCUGUUUUGACCACAAAAAGGUUUUUGCACUGCUAUAGAGCGCCCCCCUGAGGCCGCUACACUCCCCCACCAUGUUCCAGCGCCUCACCAGCCUUUUCUUCAGCAACCCCCCGCCCCCUGAGGAUCCCGACUGUCCCCAAGCCUUCGUUUCCGAGGACGAGGAGGUGGAUGGCUGGCUCAUCAUUGACCUGCCGGACAGCUACGCGGCUCCGCCCAGUCCCGGGGCAGCCCCUGCCCCCGCAGGCCGCCCUCCACCCGCACCCUCCUUGAUGGACGAAAGCUGGUUUGUUACCCCUCCCGCCUGUUUUACUGCAGAGGGCCCUGGACUCGGGCCUGCCCGCCUCCAGAGCAGCCCUCUGGAGGACCUCCUCAUCGAGCACCCCAGCAUGUCUGUUUACGUCACCGGCAGCACCAUAGUGCUGGAGCCUGGGCCCCCUUCCCCGCACCCCGACGCGGACCUGCCUCACGGCGACCUUAGCGAGGAUGGGGAGCUGGCGCCGGUCCGCCUGGAGCCCCGGGCCCUGCACCAUGCAGCCGCCCCUCUGCCAGCGCGGGCUGCACUGCUGGAGAAAGCGGGCCAGGUACGGCGGCUGCAGCGGGCCCGUCAGCGGGCGGAGCGUCAUGCGCUGAGCGCCAAGGUGAUGCAACGGCAGAACCGCGCCCGCGAGAGCCGUCAGCGCCGGCCUAAGCACCAGGGCAACUUCAUCUACCAGCCGUGCCAGCGCCAGUUCAACUAUUGAGCGUCCGCCGGCCGAACCACAAACCCCUUGCCGACCCCGAUCCCUGUCAGGCUCCUCCGCCACAGCCAGUGUGUUGCUCAAGGGGCGCCCACAGCCCACCUGGGGCUGGAUGCCACAACCUCCCUCCUUAAGUGUGUGUGAGGUGGGCUGAUAGCCCCCUUUUCAAUCCCCUCGAUUUCCCUAUCUCUGAGUCUCUAAUCCGCCUCUGAACCUCUUCCUGCCCUUCACCCCCUCUCUCCUUCUGGCCCCCAUGCCCAACAUCUAACCCUUCAUCUCCCCUACUCUCUUUCCUUCUGUGGUCCCCACCCUCAUCUAUGCACUGACAUUCCCCUUCAUGCUUGCCCUCCUGUCCUUUACCUCUGGCCCACUCCUGUUUGAGUCUCCUCUUCCAGUCGCAGAUCUGGCUCUUUCCUCACUUUAAAUCCCUCUUUACAAGCCUCACCCUAUCUCGUUUGGCACUACAUUCGCUCCUGCUCCCUUAUUAUUCAUCCCCAGUAGUUCCCUCCCAAAUAGAUGGGGUGGGGAGGGGGGGCUGAGACUAAAGUUUUCUAUGUUUAGUUUCAUCCUCCCUCCUCCCCUGAGGGCUGGGCUCCUUGUAGUUGUUUAGGCCUAGAAAGGUAAAGUAUGUGGAAAAGGACUGUGAGAUGUGAAUUAGAGGGAGAAGGUGGAUGGAAUCGAGGAAAAGAGAGAGCCUAUUGGUAAUAUAGACAAGACAGACAGGUUGAGAAGCUGUAGGAAGCAGGGCACCAUGGGAGUUGGUACUGUGUGCGUGCUCAGAGAGGCCAAACCCUGCUCUCAGGUUGGAGCCUUGAGUCUGCCCUCACCUCCCUUUCCUGUAAUCCCAACUCCCAAAUCCCUUCCUGAAAUCUACCCCUCUGUAGGCCUCCGGGUCGAAAAGGCUUAGUUAAUACCUUGCUACCCUACCCCCAAUAUGUCACCCCAGGAGUAGAGGCUGGGCAAGGCCCUGCCAUCCUGGCUAUCUGUUCACAUGCCCAAGGUGCUAGAACUAGCUUAGGAGAGAUGCAGGCCAGAGGGCUUCUAGGCAGGGAAAGUGCACACCCCAGAGUAAGAAUGCAGAGGAAUGAUGCUGGGGAAGACAAGCUGUGGGGUGAACCUACCCCAAGCUUGACAGCUCAGCCUUCAUCUUGCCUCUGGCUUUAUAUUUUACACCCUGCCCAGGAUGGCUAAUAAACACUCCUGGGUAGGAGGCCAGGAGCUUCACUGUCCCAAUCCCUGAAUAGUCCCUACCCGGCUUCAGAGCCUUCAGGGGACUCUCCUCAUCUUCUCCGAGUGCUCUCUUCCUUUCUAGGCUGCUGGGGAGAAAUGGGUACCCUAAGGUUCCCCUCCCCUUCUCCUCCAGUAAAUACCUGGAGGAGGAAACCUGAAUCCCUGGGUGAGACAGAAGGAAUAGGGGCAGUCAGCUUUGCCCUUCUCACGGCCGGACUGAAUUUUGGGCUCAGACACCAGCAACAGCCUUUUGGGAUGCCCCAAGUUGCUUCCCUUUUUCUUGAACUGUCCUUUUCUAGUGUGUGCUCUUUCUUCCUCAAAACUUUUAAGAUUUCCUGUUACAUACUAACAUAGGUCUUCCCUCUUACCCCAAUUCCAGGUCUCACAGUUGAGCAGAGGCUUGGAAAUAACUCUGCAUUCCCAUGAGGGCAUCAGCAGCUGCCCUUCCAGACCCUGUAGCCCAAAGCCUCAUGUGGAAUGUGUGGGUAAGGGAGAGGGUAGCUCAACGGAUGUUGGGAUGGGGACAGAGGAAGCCCUGUUGGGGUUUCCUAUCAAAGGGAGUAAGCCAGAGCUAUACUAAAAACUGAUCAAAGCCCCCACGCCAGUCCACUAGGGCCUCAGUAGUUGGCAACCUUGCUUCUCUCUCCAAGAUUCUCCCUCAGUUUAUGACCUUGUCACUUUUUUCUUCCAGCUACCCCUUGGUCACUUCACAGCCAGCUUAGGGUCUUCAGCACUUUCAAGAGUCAGAACUUCCUCCAACUCUUCUUGCUUUAUCGCCUUUGUUGCCAGCUGGGGCCUAGGCUCAGUCCUGGGCAGUGCCCAUGAUCUUUCUGAUGGGGUAAGAGUAGUAAUAGGACAUUAGGCUCAAAUAUCAAAAGGCCCUUCCUUACCCAUAUUUCUGGAGCUCCUGUAGUUCUAGAAUCUUCCAAUCUCAUCACCUGGCUGGUUGAAAGGCUUAUAGGUUUUUGUACUUUCCUAUAGAUUCUGUAGCACUUGAGUGUGGCAAUAUUUUAAUUGUGUAUAGAUUUCUAAGAACCAACACUACUCGGUCUCUUGCUAGUCUGAUUCCUGAAGCAUCAGACCUCAUCAUAUUGUAUUGACUGUGUAUGUGCCUUUCACCUUGAGCAUGCUUCAGGAUUUUUUUUUUAAACCACAGAACUUGAAUAUAUGAGGGAACCAGAAUUCACAAAGUCCUAUGCAACCUUAGACAGGAGGGGGGUUAGAGAGUCUGUCUUGACUGAUGUUUUCAGAGACCCUGGAGAAGUUUGUUCCAGUUUGUGAGUAUUAAUUGUCAAUACUACCAGCACUUUGCCAAAACUGAGUAUGUCAGAGGGACCCGUUUCUAGAGUGAGUCCCAGUUACAUCAAAGGGCAAUUUACAAUAAUUCCCCAAUAUGUCUGAGUGCUCUCUCCAAGCUGGGUGUCACUUUCCAGCCUUUGCCAGUCUGGCCCCAGCAGGGUAUCACAUGUGUAUGAAUGCAGUUUGAUGCCGUUUUGAAGUAUGCCUGCUCCCCAGCUCCUGCCUGUGCCCUGAUCAAUUUGCUUUGACCCAUAAUAUCUUAGGUGCAAUAAGGACCCCACUAGAGCCCUUGGAUGCCUCCUCAUAUCCGUGUGGCUUUAUGUGAGGGGACCGAAUGCAGACACAUUAUAACCCCUUAUAUCUUCCUACUUGCCCUGCCACCUAGUUCCAAAUGGAACCAAGUUGAGUGCAUCCCUCUUGGGUGUUUUGUGUUGAGACGGGCUGAAAUGAGGAGACUCUGGUUGACCAUGUUAUGACAUGUCAACAGACUCAAGGACACAACCACCUCAACACAGUCACGUGGCAUGCCUGUGUAUGUGUGUAACAGGAUUCUGAUUGUUAGACUGUAAUGUUAUUCCUCUAUGGGAGAAAAAAAUAUAAAGAAAAAACAAAUAAAAAUCUAUUUAAAGCACAUUAUGCUUUCUGCCUGACUAAAGUAGGAGAAGCACUUUGCAAUCUUAAGCACAGUAUUGGCAGAAAGCAUUAUCAUCAGGCUGGCUUUGGUUUUUGUGUGUAUCAUAAGGGAAGGAAGAGGGCAGAUAAGCUUGCUGGGAACAGUGUGGGGUCUGGCUCAUAACUAACUACUUUUAGAGGAUCCUUGUAAUGUGAGACAUAUAGAGUAAGAUAGAAUAGAGAUGAGAAUAAGAGUGUGACGGAGAAUCACCAACUCAUCUUUUUGGCCUGUCAUUGGAUUAUGGCAAAGGCAAGGAGCUACUGAGGGGAAAGGAUGGGAUAUAUGUCUAGACAUAGGAGACACAGAAGGUUGAGACCCAGACCAAGACAAAAACAGAGCUCCAAGCAUCUGAGUCCUUGAAGGUAGAUAGCAGUUAGGGUGGGAGAGAAGCAGCUGGUUUGUAGACUACAAAUUUUUAUGUAAGAAUUGAGCCAGGGAAG